Penicillium olsonii is the source of this 1884-nucleotide messenger RNA. The record is from the annotation of a GenBank genome assembly. NCBI's taxonomy places the organism in Eukaryota, Fungi, Ascomycota, Eurotiomycetes, Eurotiales, Aspergillaceae.
AUGAAAGAUAAUUCGUUGCAAUGGAAUCGACCGCCAGAGCAAAACAAUCCUCUCCACUUGCAAAUGGAAGAGACAAGAUUGAACCCUCAAGAUGACCCAAUGAGAAUGGACAUAUCUGGCCCUGGCUCAUCACAGGCUGAACAAGAUUCACCUCAGAAGACCUUCGAUGCCUUGGAAGCUACAGAUUCAUAUAUUCCUCACCAAUCCCUCGGCAUUGGAGAAAGCAGGAGGUCUACGCCAGGCUCAAUUCAUAAGUCGAUCUCUCCAAAUACUUCCUCGAGGGGCUUUCCGACAUUUGAAAACACUUUCAACUCGGAGACCAUUGCAUCUCCUGGGAGAGGCAUACAAUCUCCCGAAAACACCUCACAUCGAAGCGAGAAGGAAGAAUUUCAGGAUAUCUUCUCCGAACUCAUGACUGGAACUGAACAUGAAAUUGCAUUCCUCACUAGACACUACUCUGAAGUCAUCGGCCCUUGGCUCGAUCUUUCCGAUGCCGAAAAAUUCUUUACCGUCUAUGCUCCCGUCCGAGCAAUAAACAACACGGCUGUAAAGUAUGCAAUUGCAGCCCUGGCAGCAAAGCACCUUGCCCGGGUGAAAGGCGUCAUAUCGCCAAAUGGCGGAAUCUUUACAAGCCCUGCGACGACCGAAGUCUAUCCUAACGCAACCCAGGUGGAUUGGUUUCUCAAGGCGGCCAAUUACUACUACCUAGCAGCCUCAGACUUGAAUAACCUCACUUCGGAUGGCUACACGACCGUAUCAAGCUCUGCUGUCUUGGAAUCACCUUUUGAAACAAUUCACCGAUGGAUAAUAUCUCCUCGAAACCAGACACUCUUGAAACCCAUGAGCCAAGACCCAGAUGAUGUCGCUGUCAUUCGGAAAAUGGAAGAGAUGCUAGCCACUGCCGCGAUUCUUACCAUGUACAGAUUGUUGGAUAUGCCUGGCGAUGGAUGGCACAUGCAACUCUCCCCUAUUCGCCCUUUGUUCGAGUCUAUCCUCCAACUUCAUACCUUAUCGUCCGCUCCAUUCUCGCAUGGAGUCCGCGCCGCGUUCUGGAACUUUGCCCGCCAGGACUAUCUUGGUUCCUACUUCACUCGAUCCCCCACGCAUCUGGACCCGGACAAUCUCGCUCUCUGGCGCAAAGCAGGCAUCGCGAUUAAUAGCAGGAAGGAAUUCCAUCUUUCCCAGACUGAAUCAACUCUUCUACGGGAAGAUCAGACAGCCAAUGGUUUGAUCUGGCUCAAUACUAAGGUCAUCAACUUCCUUGCGCGGUCAAAACAGAUUGAAAUCGCGCAGUGGACAGGGUCUCCACCGGCAACUUCUUCUCAAAAUCAAAAUUUAUCUCCUGGUACCGGAUCACCAUAUCCUGACACGGAUACCUGGCUCAAAUUGUCGUUCGAAUUCCAAACAUGGUUCGAGAAUGUGCCGGAAACAUUCCGUGCAUCGGUGCGAGUCGAACGUCCCAAGGACCUCUCUGGAUCUGCAGAAGGGGGCCAUUUGCCAUUCCCUGAGAUUUUCCAUAGCUCGACAACGUGUGCUGCUGCCAUGCAGCAUUAUCACUUUGGACGAAUAGCUCUAUUGCUCAAUAGACCCGCGGAUAUCAUCAGUGCCCCCUCUACGGCAUUUGAUCGUCUACAGGGAUACCGAGAAGUCACCAAAGAGGUUGAUUUCCGUUCUCGUGAGAUGUGCGGCAUUGCUUUGGGUCGCCCAAGGGGUGAAGUCCGUAUCUUCAUGGUACCGCUGCUUGUGGCCGUUGGGCAAUGUCUCGAAACCGCUGAAGAGCAUCAGAUUAUAGUGGAUCUCUUACGAGGAGUGGAAGCUGAUCUUGGCUGGGCUACUGGUCAUGCUAUACAGAAACUCCAAUCUUCUUGGAACCAAGCAGUGUAA